Messenger RNA from Aspergillus campestris IBT 28561, 1118 nucleotides. RefSeq lists its product as uncharacterized. NCBI's taxonomy places the organism in Eukaryota, Fungi, Ascomycota, Eurotiomycetes, Eurotiales, Aspergillaceae. The record is from RefSeq and is a predicted model, not a curated record. The coding region runs from base 102 to 1118 and encodes 338 amino acids. The transcript is spliced from 3 exons.
AUCUCUCGCAAUUUAAUAUCACUUCGAACUCUCUUCUUGUUUGUAUCCUUCAAUUCAUUCAAUUGAGCACAAGAAGUUACAUCUAUCCCAUUAAUCUCACCAUGACACCACCAAAAAAGGAAAUCCUCGAAACCCUCAGCCAAUCCACCGUGACUGGCAAAGAAGUCGCACAAACCAAGGUGCGCAAACUCGCCAGAAAGACUCGUCUGGAAAGAGUCCUUCCACCAGUCCGCUAUGCUCUCGUCGUUCUCAGCAGUCUGUACCUCAGCUCCGCGCUAUUCACACUCUCGUCGCACAUCACCGGAGAACUGGGUCGCGUGAGCAAGCACUUCGAGGGCUGGUGGCAGGUGGGGGGACUGGUCGCGUGGAGAGCUGUUGAAGUUGGAUUGAUGUGGAUUUUGGAGUUCGAAGGCCGAGACGUCUGGACUCUCGCCUUCCUCGCACACCUCCCAACCUAUGCGCUCCUAGCCUCAUUCUACAACAUCCGUCCAACGACCAUGCUCCUCGCCUACGCAAUCACAGUGAUCUCCACCGCUGCGCCAUUCACCCUCCUCCGCAAAUCAUCCAAUGAGAAAGAAUCCUCCGGCGGGACCUCCAGUAACCGCGCCAUCGUCCAAGACUGCGCCACAACAAUCUACACCACCCUCGCCGCAACCUCCAUCUUCACAGUGGCACUCUCCCUCAGCUACGCAACCUGGCUCCCCGCCCACCUAGUCGUGCACUUCGACUACCUCCCCGACAUCUCCGUCGUGCACGCCGGGCCCGCGCGUCUCCCUGUCCUCUUCGUGGCGCUGUUGCCAGCCGGUUGGGCCGCGCGAGACUUUCUCUUCGUGAGCUCAGCGGAGUCAGCCGCAGGCAAGAACAAGCGCGAAGGCGAGUAUCUCGCCUGCACGGUGUACCACAAGCUGUGGGGGCAGCUGUCGCCGAAGACGAGGGUGCUCGUCACGCGCACGGCGACCCUCGCUGGUAUGCUGGUGCUGAACACCGUUGUUCAGAUUGCGGGCACGGUGCGGGGCGCUGAUGUCGAGGGCGCUGCUGCUUGGGGUGCGAUCUGGGCUGCUGCUGCUGGGACGGUGGGUGCGACUUAUGCGUGGAUUGAGGCUGUCGAUGGGGUGUAA